Messenger RNA from Pteronotus mesoamericanus, 374 nucleotides. Its product is annotated as histone H4. The record is from RefSeq and is a predicted model, not a curated record. Gene Ontology annotation, biological process: nucleosome assembly. Lineage: Eukaryota; Metazoa; Chordata; Mammalia; Chiroptera; Mormoopidae. Bases 14 to 325 code for a protein of 103 amino acids. The transcript has a single exon. Gene Ontology annotation, molecular function: structural constituent of chromatin; DNA binding; protein heterodimerization activity. Gene Ontology annotation, cellular component: nucleosome.
UGACACUGCAAUCAUGUCUGGUCGUGGCAAAGGUGGCAAAGGCCUUGGGAAGGGAGGCGCUAAGCGCCACCGCAAGGUGCUGCGCGACAACAUCCAGGGCAUCACUAAGCCCGCCAUCCGGCGCCUGGCGCGGCGCGGCGGCGUGAAGCGCAUCUCCGGGCUCAUCUACGAGGAGACGCGCGGGGUGCUCAAGGUCUUCCUGGAGAACGUGAUCCGGGACGCCGUCACUUACACGGAGCACGCCAAGCGCAAGACGGUCACGGCCAUGGACGUGGUCUACGCGCUCAAGCGCCAGGGCCGCACUCUCUACGGCUUUGGCGGCUGAGUGCCUUUCCACAAUCCUCAUUUCCUCCCCAAAGGCCCUUUUCAGGGCC